Messenger RNA from Plectropomus leopardus (leopard coralgrouper), 1272 nucleotides. It is a transcript of the gene ognb, whose product is annotated as osteoglycin, paralog b. Lineage: Eukaryota; Metazoa; Chordata; Actinopteri; Perciformes; Serranidae. Gene Ontology annotation, molecular function: protein binding. Gene Ontology annotation, biological process: bone development; articular cartilage development. Gene Ontology annotation, cellular component: extracellular matrix. The record is from RefSeq and is a predicted model, not a curated record.
UGCUCACAUGUACCUCUGAUCCCAGCCUAGCAGACAACACUCUCCUCUCUCACCAGCAACUUAGACACAAUGAUGGAAUUAAGGACUUUAAUUAUCACAUCUGUUAUGCUCCCAUGGAUACUGUCUUCUGCAGCAAAGGUUGAAUACAUGGAGGUCAGAAAACCUAAGAAAGACGUUGUACACUUUCCAGACUACACCCUUCCAGAGUCGGACACUGACCCAGCAUCUCUGAGAGCUGAAGAGAUGCCGACAUGUUUGCUGUGUGUUUGCCUGAGUGGAUCUGUUUACUGCGAGGAGGUGUUCCCUGAACUGUCAACUGUCCCAGCACUGCCAAAGGAGACAGCAUAUCUCUAUGCACGUUUCAACAAAAUCACAAAAAUCAGAAACCAAGACUUUGCAGACAUGGCCACAUUAAGAAGAAUUGACCUCAGUGUGAAUCUCAUUGCCGAGAUAGACGAUGGAGCGUUUUCAAAACUUCCCAAUCUUGAGGAGCUCAAUCUUGCAGAAAACAAGCUGACCAAACUUCCCAUGCUGCCCACCAAGCUGGUAUCAUUUAAUGCCAAUUUCAACCAGCUGAAAACCCAGGGUGUGAAAGCAACUGCUUUUAAAAAACUAACAAAGCUGGCAUAUCUUUACCUGGGAAACAAUGAACUGACAGCCGUGCCGCAACUUCCAGAGUCUCUUCACAUCGUGCACCUGCAUAACAACAAGAUCAAAACAAUAACAGAUGAGACGUUCUGCAAAGGUAACACUAGUUACUACAUCCGGACCAACAUGCACGAGGUGAGACUGGACGGGAACCCCAUCAUCCUGUCGGCACAUCCUAACAGCUUCAUCUGUCUGGAGUCUCUCCCCAUCGGAUGGUACAACUAAAAAGGUCUGUGUAAAAUGAAGGAUGUAGAUGAACCAAUAGUAAAAAUGCCAUUUGCAAAAUGCGGUUCUUAAAUUACAUUUAAUAUACUCAAAUCUACUGUACAGUUCAAGACCUCUUAACAGUUUUAUGAUUAGACGGAAAAUGUAUAAUAACAGAACAGCUACUUGCCAGUAAUAAAAACAUCUGUGUACCAUAAAUAUAAAGACAAUUUCUGUAUUUUUACUUUUGUUACUAUUUAGUUGAGACUUUUGUGUCUUGCAGGUGCUAUUCAAUGUUUUUAACACAACACAUCGACAUAGGCUCGUUGUCAUGUCAAUAUAAGACCAUUGAUAAGAUUUUUUCAUUCAUUAUUUCUGUUUUUUUAACCUGUAACAAUAAAACUUGCAUGUUUUCCAUCA